Molecule: messenger RNA, 1030 nt
Organism: Xiphophorus maculatus (southern platyfish)
Lineage: Eukaryota; Metazoa; Chordata; Actinopteri; Cyprinodontiformes; Poeciliidae
Product: fibrinogen-like protein 1
Exons: 7
Coding region: 150-917 (255 amino acids)
Biological process (GO): Tie signaling pathway; angiogenesis
Molecular function (GO): receptor tyrosine kinase binding
Source: RefSeq, a predicted model, not a curated record
CAUGUUCCCUGGACUUUUCCUACAGGUGUACUGUGAGAUGCGUCCAGAUGGUGGAUGGAUAGUGUUUCAGAGACGAAGCGGACCGGUGGUGUCCUUUGCCAGGAAGUGGAACUUUUACAAAGACGGUUUUGGAUCUCUGGCAUGUCAAAAUGAAGGCUCUGUUUGGCUUCCUUGAGUUGAUGUUGAUGGCUGUAUUGAGUCUCUCUGUCCAGGGAGCAGAUUUUCCUGAAGACUGCUCAAAGAUCAGGGCUCAGUCGCCACGCGCACCCAGCGGGGUUUAUGUCAUCCAGCCAGCAGGAAACGAAACUCGCCUCAGGGUUUACUGUGAGAUGCGUCAAACUGGCGGCUGGAUCGUGAUCCAGAGGCGAAGUGGAGGCGCGGUUUCCUUUGAGAGAGGAUGGGCUCAGUACAGACACGGGUUCGGGUCCCUGACUUACGACCACUGGCUCGGACUGGACAAGAUGCACAUGCUGACCAAGGCCACAGACAAAGUGUGGACUUUGAGGGUGGACCUGUGGGAUCAUGAAGGUGGCUACGCGUUUGCCGAGUACCGAGACUUUAGAAUUGGAGACGAGGGAACGGCUUAUCGACUGCAUGUUGGGACGUACAAAGGAAAUGCAGGUGACGCCCUCCGCGGCGCCUACCCGGGCGCCGACCAAAACGGCGCUGGCUUCAGCACCUCCGACCGCGACAACGACAACUGCUCCCCGUGUAUCCACGGAGACGUGGCUUUCAACAGGUGCACCGACAAGCACGGCGGCGGCUGGUGGUACAGCAGCUGCGGCUCCGCUGCCCUGAACGGUGACUGGCACUCUUCAGACGACCCGAUUGGCUGGGGGUCAGGCCUCCACUGGCUCACCUGGAAGCCAGUGCCUUAUUCGGCGAAGGUCAGCAGGAUGAUGAUCAAGUCUGAUUGAUGGUCUCUGCUUUACGUCCAUGUUCUGAGUUUCAUCAUCUCUUGGUUUUAAAGGUUAGGAAAAGAAGAUGUAAUGUGUGAAAUGGCCAAAAAAAUAAAUAGAUUGGCAAGUGA